Messenger RNA from Spodoptera littoralis (African cotton leafworm), 470 nucleotides. The record is from the annotation of a GenBank genome assembly. Lineage: Eukaryota; Metazoa; Arthropoda; Insecta; Lepidoptera; Noctuidae.
AUGAAGUUUCCCGUCUGCAUUUCUUUUGUUUUUGUAAACAUACUCAACACAGUUUCACCAAUUUGCGACGGUUUAGGUACACAUUGGAAUGUUACAACACGCGGUUCGUUUAGUUGCGUGCUAAACAAACGAAGCGCGACUUUCGACACGGGUGCAGUUAGCGGCCCUUCAUAUGGAGAUGUCAGGCGCCCGCGCCGCCGUCACCGCCGCCCGCCGCCUAACACUAACGACAUACUUCACACGAUUUCCACUACAUUCUUUACUGAACAAGACGCCAAGACUCUCCACUUACACGGAAUCAUCGAAAGUACACACAUGGAACAACACUCACAACGUAAACUCAUUACCUGUAUGUUUACCGCAGAAACCUUUAAGUCGGACGAUAAAUCAAAAUGCUUUAAGGCUUUGUGAAUCUAAAAACAGAUAACAUGGAUCGUAAAAUUGCUUACAAUUACCAGUACUAUAAAUAA